CGUUUGGCGAAGAUGGCGGAUUCGCUGUCGACAGGUCUGGCAGAGGAGAAGGAGAAGGAGAAGGAGGGCAGGGAGAGGGACAAAAAGGCCGCCACGACAGACAAGAGUAAGGACAAAGACGGAGCCACGGAAGCGCUGGGCUUCAACGACAAAAACGGCGGCAGUAAAGGCAAGAAACGCAACCUGUCAGACUUGUCUCUGGUCAGAUUCAUAACUACUGAGCUCACCAGAGGCUACUUCCUAGAACACAAUGAGGCCAAAUACACAGAGCGCAGAGAGAGGGUCUACACCUGCCUCCGCAUCCCCAAGGAGCUGGAGAAGUUGAUGACAUUUGGCUUCUUCCUCUGUCUGGAUGCCUUUCUCUAUGUGUUCACCCUGCUACCCCUCAGGGUGAUUCUGGCCCUUUUACGACUCUUCACAGUGCCAUGCUGUGGCCUCAGUGGCUCCCGCUUGCUCCAGCCAGCCCAGGUGUGCGAUGUGCUGAAAGGCUUCAUUAUGGUGCUCUGUUACUCAAUGAUGAGCUACGUGGAUUACUCCAUGAUGUACCACCUCAUCAGGGGGCAGUCUGUCAUCAAACUCUACAUCAUCUACAACAUGUUAGAGGUGGCAGACCGCCUUUUCUCAUCAUUUGGCCAAGACAUCUUGGACGCUCUUUACUGGACAGCCACAGAGCCCAAGGAGAAGAAGAGAGCACACAUAGGCGUGAUUCCUCACUUCUUAAUGGCUGUACUCUACGUCUUUCUUCAUGCCAUCCUCAUCAUGGUUCAGGCCACAACUCUCAAUGUAGCCUUCAACUCCCACAACAAGUCCCUUCUCACCAUCAUGAUGUCAAACAAUUUUGUGGAGAUCAAAGGAAGCGUGUUCAAGAAGUUUGAAAAGAACAACCUUUUCCAGAUGUCAAAUAGCGACAUAAAAGAGAGGUUCACCAACUACAUCCUCCUGCUCAUCGUCUGUCUGAGAAACAUGGAGCAAUUUUCAUGGAACCCUGACCACUUCUGGGUGUUGUUUCCUGAUGUGCUCAUGGUGAUGGCCUCAGAGAUUGCCGUGGAUGUUGUCAAGCAUGCCUUCAUCACCAAAUUCAAUGACAUCAGCGCUGAUGUCUACGGGGAAUACAGAGCCAGCCUUGCCUUUGACCUUGUCAGCAGUCGACAGAAAAAUGCUUACACAGACUACAGUGACUCAGUAUCCAGAAGAAUGGGCUUCAUUCCUCUUCCAUUAGCUCUGCUGCUCAUCAGAGUAGUAACCAGCUCAGUGAAGAUCCAGGGUUCACUCUCCUUUAUGUGUGUGCUGCUGUUUUACUUGGGGAUGAUCACGCUGAAGGUGCUCAACAGUAUCGUUCUGCUGGGAAGAUCUUGCGUGUUCGUCAAAGAGGCCAACAUGGAAGAAAAGCUCUUCGACCCUCCACCCUCUGUCGUCUCCAGCCGUGCAAACUCCAGAGCUCAUCGGACCAAACAUGUUCACACUUCAGCACAGCAAGAACCCGCAGCUGACAAAGGAGGUAUAUCCCUGGCAUCAGACAUUUCUCAGCCCACCAACAUGGCGGAGAGCUCUGCCCCCACACUACCCAAGAGCGACUCGGACACAUUCCUGACGACGCCGGACGAGGAGGACGAUGACAAAAUCAUCAACGCUGACACAGGACUGGAAGAAGAUGGACUCAAACACAGAACACCCAAGAAAGACUUGCUGGAGAUAGACCGCUUCACUAUCUGUGGCAACCGAAUAGACUGAACGCCAUAGGAACAACCAGUCAGUGCAGUGUCCUGGCAACACAGCAUGGUUCAGGGAUCAGACACGGGUCACGGAGCAUGCUCAGACCUGACUUAUUCUUGUGCGCCUGACCCCUCGAAUAUUUAUUUAUUUAUUACUGACAAAACCAGCCAAGGCAUAAAGCUGUUACUACAAGCAUCGGAGGUCGCUUCAGACAUUUCCAGCUGGUCCUGUAGGUGUCCAAUGAUCCCCUGGCACUGGGUCACGGUAGCCAUGGCAACGUGCUCGCUGAAGAAGACGACGGGGAAAGCGAGGGCGGGGCAGACGGCAAAGAGAGGAACAAAAGUGCAUAUGUCAAAUUGUGUGUGAUCAUAGGAACAUUACAGCUGGACUGUGCAGGUGUGUUCAAAAGCACAAUCAUAUGUACAGCGAAGAGUUUUUCGAAAGAACAAAACUUGUCAAUUUUUACAUUUUUUUAAUUUGAAAAGUCUGAUAAAUUCUAAUGUUUGAAAUGGAGUUUUUAUGACGAAUCUUUGACCGUUUUUCUAAAUCGACCGUGUUCAGCUGCAGGACGAUGACUCACAAAAACAUGAACAUCUCAAAGUCGUUGUGUAGACUCAACCACCAACAAGCAUUUAAGGAGAUCCUGUUUCAAUUGAACUACAGUAAUGAGGUCAGGUGCAGUCCAACACGUUAAACAUGGCAGUAGUGACACGAGGAAUGGUUUUGCAUGAGUGCAGCAUCUUCAGUUUGGCGACUUUACCUUUUAGACACAGAUAAAAGCUUGGAGGUCUUAGCAUAAUGCCAUUUGUGUUGAUAUUGUUAGUUUGAAGCACUGAGAAGUCAAGGCGCUAGUAUUUAUUUUGAGAUGAUCUCCCAAGCCAGACAGAGUUGGGGAGUAUUUCAUUUUCAACUGGUUUUCUUUUCGAUAUGCUUAUUUUCUACAUUUAUCAUUCAAGCAUGUAGCCUACAGAUAGUCAUGACAACAACACAGGCGUAUAGCAUUUUAUCAUGUUGGCUUUUUAAUGUUGGAAACUGUGAACUGACCUUUAUAUUCAUGGUGUGUGCAUCAACAUAAACACAUUUUCCAAGUUCUCACUAUUCAGAGUGUGAGUGGUAUGAAAAAAUCACAGAAAAAAUUUCAUAGAGGCAGGUAAACUUACUUCAAGUUCACUGGGUGCUUGGGCAAAGCUGCAAGAAUGAGCCACCUCUCAAAAAGAAAAGCUUAAGAGGUGGGGUCAUAACUGCACUAUAACCACAUAAAACAGUGAACCCAGCAGAUUUCUUUUGCAAUAGAGCUGUUCAAAUGGAAAAUUAAGAUUUGCUUUGUGAAAAUGCUGACGUUUAUUGUUGUUGGCUGCUGGCUUUUGAUUAUUGAAAGAAGGUCUUGCUACAGUAGGUGUCUGUGUAUCCGUUGGUCUUAAUUGCUGUGAAAGAUGAUGUUUAAUCAAUUAACAUGUGGAGUCUAACUUUGCCCUAGGUUUGUCCUCUCAUGUGUUAACAUUAUUUCUUAAUCCUGAGCCAAAAAAUAGCACAUGGCCUUCAUUCAAUGUGGCCACUGUGAACCAAAAUGUAAGUUUUAUUACACGAUAUACAGUAUUUAUCUAUACUGCUAUUACUUUAUAUCAUGUUAAGUAUUUUUCAUGCAAAAUAACUCAUUUAUAUUUUUUGUGUGAAUGAAAACAGUUUAGAUUAAACUCAUUUUGGUUACUUGGAAAGGAAUAAGAGUUUCACGUUGGGCUUUAUAGUUCUUUGAAACCAUAAAGCCGUGCUAUAGUAACACACAGCAUGCAGAUUUUUUAUUAUGCAAUGAACAAAGCAUUUUUCCAUCCAAAAUAAAAAAUAAAUCACCAGGCAUUUGCUAUCUGAAAAAAAAAUGCAGAUUUAAAUGUAAGAUUAAUACAUGAGAGGCACAACCAGGGGCCAAGUGCAGCCUCGUUGUAGGAACACAGUCAGUACAGUGAAAUACAAAACUGCAUACUUGUGAAAGAAGGAUGAAGAGUGUGAAUGCCUCAUGACCUUGUGUGUGUGUGUGUGUGUGUGUGUGUAUGUGUAUGUGAGGUUAUACGCAGUGUAUGUAUGGAUCUCACUACCUAAAGACAUAGUAUAUGUACAAAUCAAAUAUUUUGUUUUUUAUUUUUCAUGUACAACCCAUCUGUGUAAUGCAUCUCCUUACAUGGUAGGAGAAUAAAUCAAGACUUUGUUUUGUAA
Messenger RNA from Stegastes partitus (bicolor damselfish), 3921 nucleotides. It is a transcript of the gene tapt1b, whose product is annotated as transmembrane anterior posterior transformation 1b. Gene Ontology annotation, biological process: positive regulation of cilium assembly. Gene Ontology annotation, cellular component: ciliary basal body; endoplasmic reticulum membrane. Bases 13 to 1731 code for a protein of 572 amino acids. The record is from RefSeq and is a predicted model, not a curated record. The transcript has 14 exons. Lineage: Eukaryota; Metazoa; Chordata; Actinopteri; Pomacentridae.